GCCUCAGCAUCUGCGCCCCAGGUUUGGAUCCCAGAGCACAGCCUGGGUGGAACCGGGGCUGCUGGUGUACCACCAUUAUCCCCAACACUCCUGUUCAGAAGAUGGGUGAGGAAAGUGGAAAGUCUAAUCAGUCAGCCGAUGACCAGUGGGAAAAAUGAGCUACAAGAUCACCUGAUCUUCAUCAGUGAGAAAGCUUUGCACAAGAGGAUCUGCUAGAAAUACUUCAACCCAAAAGUCCAAAAUCACUAAGCAGAAAUCAAAUAUAAAUGAACUAGAAGAAUUGAAUUUGGAUAUGAGGAAGAUCAGUAAUGACAUGGAGGAAAUGUGUGGAAUCCUGGACCUUUACAUGUAUGAGGAUUUGAACUACAGGGUCUGCUAGAAAUACUUCAACCCAAAAUUCCAAAAUGACCAAGAAGAGAUCAAAAAUAAAUGAACUAGAAGAACUGAAAUUGGAUAUGAGGAAGAUCAGCAAUGACAUGGAGGAAAUGUGUGGAAUCCUGAACCUUUACAUGUAUGAGGAUUUGAACUACAGGAUGAACACUGAAUUCAACAUCAUUAAAUCACAACAUGAGAAGACAAUGUUGGAUAUGAAUAAAAUGAUCCAGUCCAUAAUUGGUUCCAUGCAGUACUCCAAGGAACUGAUAGAAGAUAACUAUUCCUACAGCAUUAAGGAGGACCACCUCCUCCGUGAGUGCACUCAACUCAACGAAAACGUAAGGAUAUUACUGAAUGAGAACAGAAGGCUGCUGGUGGAGCAGGCUGGCCAUAAGUGUCCUGUGGGGAAGAAAAGAGGUUCUGUGAGGAGGCCAGCAAGAACAUCUGUGUCCCAAGUGCCAAGGAACAGCAGUCCAGCAGAAAGCAGAACAUGGCACAGACCAGGACAUGAUCUCCCUCAAAGAGAAGUGCUGGAGGAAGAGCACUGAGUGUGCACAGGAAAUACACCACUGUUGCCUCUCAUCCCUAAUAACCAUGGCUGUAAUGGGCUGUAUGCUCCUCUUUUAUUUUGUUUCUUUGGUAUGAACAGGCCUUAAUUUCAUCUAGCCUCUGGCCCAGGAAGAGUGCACAUUUAAAGGGACUCAGAGAAAUGCUGAGACACAUCAAGAGCUGCUGGGCAUCCAGGAAGAUUCUGAGAGUUUAUAUUUAUCUUUUCCUGAUGGGUCAUCAUCAAUAAUUACAUGGAGAUCAGUCAACAAAAUUGUAAAACCUUGGAUCCAAGUCUACAACAUGUGUUCUGCUUUGACUUGGGAGGCCAUAUCCUUCAGACCCACACUCCAAAAGGAGAGUGUUGCUUAAAUUUCUCCUGCAAAGUUUGUUACCUCCAGGAACUACUUUUCUACUAAGUUGCGAAGGACAGCCACAGGCUGUAAGUCUGUGCUACAAAAUGAGCAGACUAAGAAUUUUGCUUUGCACAAUUUUUGUGGUUUGAUUUUGGUUUGAGUUUUGAUUAGUUUAGUUAUAUGUUUUUUCUUGUUUUCAUUCAAAGUUUUGUUAUUUAUUGGUUAUUUAUUGUUCUUUUAAUUAAUUUGAUAUUUUGAUAAGGUUAUACACAGUACAUAUUGACUGUCAGCUUUCAGUUACAAUUGAGUACAUUGCAUUUUUUCUUAUGACUAACACAGUGAUCUCCAACUCUUCACUCUAAGAGCCUUGUUAUUUCAGUUGUGAUCAUGAAAUCCCACAGAUAUCAGACCCAGAUGGAUCUCUGCACUCUUCAUGGGACUUGGGCUCCAUAGUUUCUUCUGAGCCGGACUUAACUACAAAGUCCUUCAUACAUUCAGUAUGGAGAGUUUGUCCAACUGUCUGGAUAGGAACUUAAUGAUGGAAAACUUACCCAUGCUGCAUCGUUGCUGUCAAAUAUUUAGCUACUGUGAAAAUCCUGUGGAUGAUGGUGUUGAACGCAUUAAUGGCAAAUACAUCAGUAUUUCUGUAAUAGCUCUCAUUAAAUCAAAGCAUAGUCUAAGGGAAUAAAAAGCUGUCAGAAAA
Messenger RNA from Mus musculus (house mouse), 1980 nucleotides. RefSeq names its product predicted gene 2897. Bases 405 to 923 code for a protein of 172 amino acids. The transcript is spliced from 7 exons. The record is from RefSeq and is marked validated. NCBI's taxonomy places the organism in Eukaryota, Metazoa, Chordata, Mammalia, Rodentia, Muridae.